Molecule: messenger RNA, 4668 nt
Organism: Tupaia belangeri chinensis (Chinese tree shrew)
Lineage: Eukaryota; Metazoa; Chordata; Mammalia; Scandentia; Tupaiidae
Gene: FARP1
Product: FERM, ARH/RhoGEF and pleckstrin domain protein 1
Exons: 26
Coding region: 23-3163 (1046 amino acids)
Cellular component (GO): cytoskeleton
Molecular function (GO): guanyl-nucleotide exchange factor activity; cytoskeletal protein binding
Source: RefSeq, a predicted model, not a curated record
AUAUUAGAGAAGCUAUUUCAUCAUGGGAGAAAUAGAACAAAGGCCAACCCCAGGAUCGCGACUGGGGGCCCCGGAAAAUUCCGGGAUCAGUACCUUGGAACAUGGACAGAAGCCGCCCCCCACACCUUCAGGAAAGCUCAUGUCCAUCAAGAUCCAGAUGCUGGAUGACACCCAGGAGGCGUUCGAGGUUCCACAAAGAGCUCCAGGGAAGGUGCUUCUGGAUGCCGUCUGCAACCACCUCAACCUCGUGGAGGGCGACUAUUUCGGCCUCGAGUUCCCUGACCACAAAAAGAUCACGGUGUGGCUGGACCUCUUAAAACCUAUUGUGAAACAGAUUAGAAGGCCAAAGCAUGUUGUCGUUAAGUUUGUGGUGAAAUUCUUUCCACCUGACCACACACAACUCCAAGAAGAACUCACAAGGUACCUAUUUGCUCUGCAGGUGAAACAGGACCUGGCUCAGGGCAGGCUGACGUGUAACGACACCAGCGCUGCGCUCUUGAUCUCCCACAUCGUACAAUCUGAGAUUGGGGAUUUCGAUGAAGCAUUGGACAGAGAGCACUUAGCAAAAAAUAAGUACAUACCUCAGCAAGAUGCACUGGAAGACAAAAUUGUGGAAUUUCACCAUAACCACGUGGGACAAACACCAGCAGAAUCAGAUUUCCAGCUGCUCGAGAUCGCCCGCCGGCUGGAGAUGUACGGGAUCCGGUUGCACCCGGCCAAGGACAGGGAGGGCACGAAGAUCAACCUGGCUGUCGCCAACACGGGGAUUCUAGUGUUUCAGGGCUGCACGAAGAUCAAUGCCUUCAACUGGGCCAAGGUGCGGAAGCUGAGCUUCAAGAGGAAGCGCUUUCUCAUCAAGCUCCGCCCCGACGCCAACAGCUCAUACCAGGAUACCUUGGAAUUCUUAAUGGCCAGUCGGGAUUUUUGCAAGUCCUUCUGGAAAAUCUGCGUUGAACAUCAUGCCUUUUUCAGACUCUUUGAAGAGCCCAAACCAAAGCCAAAGCCUGUUCUCUUCAGCCGAGGGUCGUCGUUCCGGUUCAGUGGUCGGACUCAGAAGCAAGUUCUCGACUACGUGAAAGAAGGAGGACAUAAGAAGGUGCAGUUCGAAAGAAAACACAGCAAGAUUCACUCGACCAGAAGCCUUGCCCCACCCACAGAGCCGAAUCCAGAAGUGCCAAAGCAGCCUCCGCAGCGUGCCAGCCUGACCUUUGGAGACGGUGCCGAGUCCCCGGGUGGCCAGAGCAGCCCGCAAGGAAAGGAACUGAAAGUGUCCAGCGAGGAGUCGGGGCCCCGCCAGAGCCCCGCUCUGAAGAAGAGCCCCCCGGGGAACCAGCAGGUGGACGGAGCAGUCAGGGCGCCGCCGCCGGAAGAAGAGGAGGAGGUCGUUCCGAACAGGACCCAGCAGAGCAGGCCUCAGGCCCCGCAGCCGAGCACAGGCUCCCUGACUGGUAGCCCUCACCUUUCAGAGCUAUCCAUCAACUCGCAGGGAGGAGCAGCCCCCACUCACGUGACCUUGUCUCCCAACCUGAGUCCCGACACCAAGCAGGCCUCUCCCCUGAUCAGCCCCCUGCUGAAUGACCAGGCGUGCCCGAGGACCGAUGAUGAAGAGGAGGGCCGGAGGAAGAGAUUCCCAACCGACAAAGCAUACUUCAUUGCUAAAGAAGUAUCCACCACUGAGCGAACGUAUCUGAAGGAUCUUGAAGUCAUCACUUCGUGGUUUCAAAGCACAGUGAGCAAAGAGGACUCCAUGCCCGAAACAUUGAAAAGUCUCAUUUUCCCAAAUUUUGAACCUUUGCACAAAUUUCAUACCAACUUUCUCAAGGAAAUUGAGCAACGACUUGCCCUGUGGGAAGGCCGCUCAAACGCCCACAUCCGAGGGGAUUACCAAAGAAUCGGCGACGUCAUGCUGAGGAACAUCCAGGGCAUGAAGCACCUGGCAGCUCACCUGUGGAAGCACAGCGAGGCCUUGGAGGCGCUGGAGAACGGGAUCAAGAGUUCCCGGAGGCUGGAGAACUUCUGCCGAGACUUCGAGCUGCAGAAGGUGUGUUACCUGCCGCUCAACACCUUCCUCCUGCGGCCGCUGCACCGCCUCAUGCACUACAAACAGGUCCUGGAGCGGCUAUGCAAGCACCACCCACCGAACCACGCCGACUUCAGGGACUGCCGAGCUGCUUUGGCAGAGGUUACGGAGAUGGUGGCCCAGCUUCACGGUACAAUGAUCAAGAUGGAGAACUUCCAGAAGCUGCACGAACUCAAGAAGGAUUUGAUUGGCAUCGACAAUCUUGUGAUUCCCGGAAGGGAGUUCAUUCGCCUGGGCAGCCUGAGCAAGCUCUCGGGGAAGGGGCUGCAGCAGCGCAUGUUCUUCCUGUUCAACGACGUCCUGCUCUACACCAGCCGCGGGCUGACGGCCUCCAAUCAGUUCAAGGUCCACGGGCAGCUGCCGCUCUACGGCAUGACGGUGGAGGAGAGUGAAGAUGAGUGGGGUGUGCCCCACUGCCUUACCCUCCGGGGCCAGCGGCAGUCCAUCAUCGUGGCCGCCAGUUCCCGGUCUGAGAUGGAAAAGUGGGUCGAGGACAUCCAGAUGGCCAUCGACCUGGCCGAGAAGAGCAGCGGCCCCAGCCCCGAGUUCCUGGCCAGCAGUCCCCCUGACAACAAGUCCCCGGAUGAAGCCACAGCGGCUGACCAGGAGUCGGAGGACGACCUGAGUGCCUCGCGGACCUCGCUGGAGCGCCAGGCCCCGCACCGCGGCAACACCAUGGUGCACGUGUGCUGGCACCGCAACACCAGCGUCUCCAUGGUGGACUUCAGCAUCGCCGUGGAGAACCAGUUGUCUGGGAACCUGCUGAGGAAAUUCAAAAACAGCAACGGGUGGCAGAAGCUAUGGGUGGUGUUCACCAACUUCUGCCUGUUCUUCUACAAGUCACACCAGGACAAUCACCCCCUCGCCAGCCUGCCUCUGCUCGGAUACUCGCUCACCAUCCCCUCGGAGUCCGAGAACAUCCACAAAGACUACGUGUUCAAGCUGCACUUCAAGUCCCACGUGUACUACUUCAGGGCCGAGAGCGAGUACACGUUCGAAAGGUGGAUGGAGGUGAUCCGAAGUGCCACCAGCUCUGCCUCCCGGGGCCACGUGCUGAGCCACAAAGAGUCACAUGUGUACUGACAGCCAGGUGUCUGGGUUGUUCCGGAGAGGUGGCUUUCCUGGAAGACACUUCCUUUCCUCUGUAUUAAGGAAGCCUGGGGAAGUUAACACCUGUCUGAAAACAAAACCCUGGUGUCACGGCAGCCUCACCUGUCUCCACCUGUCUCCGCAGAGCAUUUUUUAUCCUUGUCUUUUCAGCUGUUAAUUUCUCAUCUGAACGGAAGUGCGCCAGCCUCCCUCCCCGCCCCCCCCGAGGGGGUGUGGCUCUAAUUUUCUUGGGGGCUGUUCUUUAGCUAGUGCCAGUAUUAAAAACACUGUCAUCGAUAGAGUGCCAAAUGACAUUUUUUCCUCCACAACAGCACCUUAAAGGCAGUAUAGAUAUCCAUUCAACCGACAGGGCAAGGCCUCUUUUUCUUAAAAAAAAAAAAAAAAAAAAACAAAGAAGAAGAAAACAAACUUUUCUUUUCAUCGAUAAUCGAGAGAGGCUGCUGUGUUUUAAAAAAAUGGAUUUUCCGGCAUUUGCAAUACACAUGGCGCGGUCUUAAGCAAAUGAGAUCACUUUUGGAUUUCGUUUUUUUCAACCUUUCUACUUUUAUAAUAGGCAGUUAGUAGGACUCACUUGGAUCGAUCCGCGACGUGCAGCACAGUGCGUUCCACUCGGGGUCCCACGCGCCAACCAGACCCUCGUUACCAGACUUCUCGGCACAAGCUGACCAAAUCGUUGAAGCGAUGACUAUUUGCGAGCUGGGGCGGGUUCUUCUCUGUUAGGACGAGCAGAAAUCCAGUGCAAUACCUGGGCUGUCACUGUACUGUGAGUGGUGUGUACGUGGGGAGCUAGUGAGCUGUGGUGUCUGUCUGUGUCACAAGCAUGAGAACCUGUAUGUCGUUAGCCGGGGCCGUGACGGAGUCUCGCGAGCUUCCCUGGCGCGGAGCGCUGUAAGGCGAUGGUACAUAGUCCCCAGGGCCCGUUUACCUGUCCCCUCCCGCAGCUGUGGUUUGACACUGCGCAGUCCCUAGUCGUAUAUAUCGUGCCUGUCUCCAACAAGUUACUUUUUUACACUCACCUCCCCCACCCCCGGGCCUGGGGUACUGACAGGAUGUCGCUGCACCUCCAGGCAGUCGGACGACGCGGGGAACACGGCUUCCGACAACCGCUGGGGCCCGUAGUUGGAAACUCGCCUGCUCGCUGCGGUGACCAGGGUGGCUGCUACUCCCUUAGUAUUCUUAAGCCCUUUCUAACGCAAGUCUGAACUGGUCCAGAGGUGGCAGUGGCCGAUCCCACGGGGCUGUCCCCUCCAGUGCCCUGCACCAUGGCUGGGAAGGCCUACUCACUCGAGCACCUGGGACACCCCACCCCGUGGCCUGGGCCCGGUGCAUAUGGAAACGGUGUGCAAAUGGACCAACAGCCUGAGACGUGUCCAUCACUUGCCUUACAAUAUGUACCGGGUGGUUUUAAAUACUAACGAAAGGGAAUAAAAAUACCUCACGCCACAAUCCAGCAUAUUCAAGUUUUAAGGCAAAAACGA